UUUAGGGGGGGGGGUCUUCUUCAGCCAUGUUCUCAGCAGCUUUAGAGAGUCGCCUGCAGCGUUUCCACCGUGUCUCGCGAGCAGAUCCUUUCCUGGCGGCCUCAAUCUUGGUUUCCUCCUCAUUCGAUGUCUCUCGCUGUUUUCGUUCGUGUUCCAGUUCGCUGCCGCCAGUGUCGUCAGCCUGUCCAGAAUAGCGGGUUUGAAAUCCAGCCUCCUGCAAAGCCUUCGGUUUUGAUUCAGGGUCUCUUCAGGCCUGACGGGUCGCCUCUCUCCCCUCCCCAUCCAGAACUCCAUCCGGCACAACCUGUCGCUGCACAGCCGCUUCGUGCGCGUCCAGAACGAGGGCACGGGGAAGAGCUCCUGGUGGAUGCUGAACCCGGAGGGUGGCAAGAGCGGCAAGUCGCCCCGCCGGCGUGCUGCAUCCAUGGAUAACAACAGCAAGUUCGCCAAAAGCCGCGGGCGCGCCGCCAAGAAGAAGGUGUCCCACCAGGGCCGUGACGGGGGCCCCGACAGCCCGGCUCCACCCUUCUCAAAGUGGCCUGGCAGUCCCAACUCGCACAGCGCCGAUGACUUCGAGGCGUGGACCGCCUUCCGGCCGCGCACCAGCUCCAACGCCAGCACGCUGAGCGGCCGCCUCUCGCCCUUCCUGGCCGAGCCGGACGAGGUGGCCGAUGGUGGCGAUGUGCAUCUGGGCUAUGCGGCCGGUCCCGGGCCCAAGAUGGGUGCCACGCUGCCCAGCCUGUCAGAGGUGACAGGCUCGCUGGGUCCCCAUGGCUCCGAGGACAUCAUGGAUAACCUGCUGGACAACCUCAACCUGGUGUCUCCCAAGGCACCGUCAGGGGUUGGGGUGGGCGCCAGCGGUGGUCCCACCCAUUCCUCUCCCUCGCCGAUGAUGCAGGCCGCUGCCUCUGGCUAUCCAGUCUACAGCACCCCCAGCAGGGCUCCCCUGCCAACGCAGGACUACCGUAAGUGCCUGUAUGGCCAGGCGGCGGCGCUGGCGGAGCCCAAGCAGGCCUACGGCUCCUUCCUGAACCAGUACUGCUCACCGGGGCUCCUGAAGGAGCUGCUGGCUGCGGAUGCCGACCCCCGAAGUGGCGACCUCGUGCCGUCAGUGGAUACAGUGGUGACACAGCUAUCCGGCGGCAGCGCGGGGGGGCGUCUCCAUCCGGGCUACGGUGGCCAGGUACAGAACCCCCACCCUCACACUGUUCAUGGGCAGGGCCCCCCCACCUCAGUGGCCUUGAAUGGCCGUGGCCCCCACCCCCACCCUCACCCCCAUCCCCACCUGCUGGCCCACGGGAAGCAACACACCCAGCUGGUCCACGCCCACACGGCGCCCCCUGCAGGCCUGCUGUCCAGCUACAGCGGCAUAAGCAGUAACGGCUACGGCCGUCCAAGCCUGCUGCCCCCCCACCACCAGCACCACCCACACGUGCACCCCCACCCCCACGAGAAGCUGCCCAGCGACCUGGAUGGCAUGUUCGUGGAGCGCUUCGAGUGCGACAUGGAGUCUGUGCUGCACGACGCGCUCAUGGACGGCGAGUCGCUGGAUUUCAACUUCGACGGCGUGGCGGCGCCACAGGGCUUCCCGCACGGCGUCAAGACCACCACGCACAGCUGGGUGUCGGGCUAGGGAGUGUGUCAGCUGUGUGUCCAUCAGCCGAACUCAAGACCGUACGUAGCUGGCCCUGUUAGAAUCAGCUUGGGCAGCUAUUGCGCCCCCUACAGUGUAGUGCUUAGUAAGGGGUCUGGCCCCCCGCUAUUCAUGUUCAGCUGGCUCUGGGAUUUGGCACACGCCCCUAUAACUCGCCUGCCCCUUUAACGCGCCUGCCCCUUUAACGCGCCUGCCCCUUUAACGCGCCUGCCCCUUUAAGAACCAGAAGAAUAAAUAAGUCGCGUGCAUCAGGAAGUGGAUCACGGUCCACAGUCUAAAUGCAUCUUUGUUCAAAACAGAAGGAAAAAUUCCUCCCCUCCUACUCCCGUCCGAUCUGGCAGCGGGAGAGACUUUCCCAUCAUGCAUGAUUCAGGCCACUUGAGAUAAAGCUGCCACCCACCCCCUCCCCACCCGGCAGCAUCACCAAGGGGUUUAUUUAUGCCACAGAGCACUUUUCGGCGUGCAACAAGUGCCUCUCCGAUAUCACGAGCUCAGCUGCAGAUGCACAGACACACACAGAUAGAUGCAGGGGUGCAGGUGGACAUGCGAUAACGGACACACACAGACACACACCAGCUCAAGGUCACUGCCUCAUUUUCUUAAUUACGCUUCGUUCCGUGAUGCUCGUAUUUAUCGAUUUUUAACUGACAAAAGGUGUACAGCAUCCAGGAUAUUUUAUUUUUAUCAUGUACAGCGAGUUUAUGAAAUUGGAGUAAAAAAAAAAAGUCCUUUCUUUUAGAAAACUGGAUUUGAUUUAAAGUUUAUACAGGAUUGAUGUUUGCUGUGACGUUUGAAGGUCUGUCACGCACACAGUGCAUAACUUGCUACAUUUACUGUAAAUAUGCGUAUAAUGAAUAUAUUUUUAAAUGGCUAAAAAUGUCAAAUUCUUAUUUACCUUUUGUCUGUAUUUAAUUUUGCAAUUCUGUAUAUAAUAUGUAAGCAUACUCAACGUCAUAACAGUCGGAGAGCAGCAGGUGGCGCAGCCAUUAAGGAGCCGGACUUGUGAACAGCAGAAGGGCUGAGAUGUUGCACUCUGUGGUGCUCAGAUAUCCGUGUUAUGCGAGUGCAAAUAUAAAAAUGUAUGUAAAUCGGGAGCCUGAAGUCAGUCUGUUCCACACGCCACACAGGCCCGUCAAGUGGCUGCUAGGUGGCCCUCGAUUGGCCCUGUGGUCCUAUCUGAGGGAGAUGUGUAUAUAUGAAUAUGCACUGUUUAUGGUUUUCUGCAAAGGUUUUGAAGGAGUGUUGGUUUGAUCAGGCCAGGUGCAGCUGGUUGGACGACGUACCUGUUCAUCAUCUGAAUUGGUUUUGAGGUGCGGGGUCGUGACCCUAGUUAGCCCCGCCCCCUGGCCCUUGCCCGGCGAAUCAUGGACUCCCUCUCAGAGCAGCUGCCCGACUAGUGACACAAAUCAGUGCAGACAGGUAGACAUGAGGACGGACUCCCCUUUUGCUCUCCACCACGUGGCCCACUCUUAGUGGUUUGGAGAUGGGGUGUCAUUUUAGGUAUAGCUCAGAGAAAUACUCCUUUUCCAUACUCCUGACUUUCAGGUGGGUGGCGUAGCGCUUACACAACGUGCAUUAUGGGAUGUGGGUGCAGGCGAGGGUAAUGCGAGGCUCGUAAUGGAUUUAAAAGUCCGACUCUUUGUCCUGAACAGAGAGGCAGCAGCAGCGUUUUCUGCCUGGUUCGCUAAAUACCGGAAAGUGUUACCUAAUCUAAUUGCAGCUUGUACAUCGCCUUUUUGAAGUGUUACUUUUGUUCGGUGUCUUUUUAUAAUUUUUUUUCUAAAUAACACAUAACAUGUGAUGCUCCUUGAUAGGAAAGAAUCCGGUAAACAUAUCGGCACUUUGCGAUUCCGGUCCCCUCACCCAGGACAGACACGGAGCCACAGUGUGCCCCCCCCCAACACACAUAACUUCUCAUUCAUUACUUGUAUGUAAACCGACAAGUUUUGAAGGGAUCAGUUACUGUUCGUAUCAGCUAAUAUUUCUGCUUGACACGUGAAUAUAGCCGUUUAUCUGGUUAUCCAUCAUGCCCUUGCAGGUUUAACAGUUUUUACUGUUAGGCAAAGCCCCGUUCUCUUGGGAACGAGAGAUUUAGUGUGAGAAUCUUAUAUCCCUAUAGAGUAAGACCCGCAUUAGCUGGUGGGUGGGCGGUGCCUGAGCAUGGGUGUGGCCAGUCAAUUAUUAUCAGCCAGUCAGCAGCAGGAAAUUACUGCAGUAAGCCAAUCAGAUCCAUGUUCUCAGAAAACUAUAAGUGAUUGUUAUUUUUGUGAAUUGUGAUUAUGGUCCCAACUAUGCAUUCUUGUUUUAAGCUUAUGUUGUACUACAGAAUCAUGGAUGUUUAAUGUCACAGAUCUUUUAAAAUCAUUGUAUGAGAAAAAGAUGAAGUAUUUAGAUUUGAGAUGAUGCCAUGAUUAAAUGUUCCGUGUUUUUUUUUUUGGUUAACUGACACUGCUAUCUUUAUAUUUACCUUAGUUUACACAAAAUGACAGAUGAAGUUAAUGCUUUAUGUCAGUGAGAGGUGCUCAAGUUUCCUCCCUGCUGGACCAACUUUAAUCUUUUUAACAAGAAUUUUAGAUACUUCACUUCUGUUCUGUACCUCUCCAUUGAUAGAGAGCAUUGAAGAAAGAAGUUUCUUAACUCGUGUAUGCAGAGUAAUUCUAGCUUUGCUAUCUGCCUGUAAAUUUGUUGGAGUACGGCUGUUCCUACAUGUGGUAUACGUACACAUUCCCCACGCGUGUACCAGGAUACCUCAGCAUUUUUGAUCGUGUUCGCUCCUUUUGGACCAAUUGGCACUCCGCGAAGAAGAAUGCCACUCCCCCGAGAGUGAUGCGAAAACUCGCCCCGGGCGAUUCCACACAGAGGCUUUAGGACAUUCUGGAUCUUCGGAAGUGCCUGACAGAUUUCUCAGAACGGAGACUGUCACACUCACGGACGCACACACACUCCCAGAAAUGGUGUAAAAUGUGUGCUGGGAUCCCCAUUCCUGUCAUUGCUGUAUGCAGCUAUAUGUGUACAUAAAUGAUGUUAUAGAAAAUGUG
Messenger RNA from Brienomyrus brachyistius, 4692 nucleotides. RefSeq names its product forkhead box protein O1-A-like. The transcript has 2 exons. Bases 368 to 1633 code for a protein of 421 amino acids. NCBI's taxonomy places the organism in Eukaryota, Metazoa, Chordata, Actinopteri, Osteoglossiformes, Mormyridae. Gene Ontology annotation, molecular function: DNA-binding transcription factor activity, RNA polymerase II-specific; RNA polymerase II cis-regulatory region sequence-specific DNA binding. Gene Ontology annotation, biological process: regulation of transcription by RNA polymerase II. Gene Ontology annotation, cellular component: nucleus. The record is from RefSeq and is a predicted model, not a curated record.